Scatophagus argus is the source of this 6050-nucleotide messenger RNA. RefSeq names its product BCAS3 microtubule associated cell migration factor (gene bcas3). The transcript has 23 exons. The record is from RefSeq and is a predicted model, not a curated record. Gene Ontology annotation, molecular function: protein binding. Gene Ontology annotation, biological process: response to starvation; autophagy. Gene Ontology annotation, cellular component: cytoplasm. Lineage: Eukaryota; Metazoa; Chordata; Actinopteri; Scatophagidae. Bases 190 to 2817 code for a protein of 875 amino acids.
GGCUGAUUGGGUUGACGAAAAUGAGUCUGUCCUCAGAUUGGCUCCCAGUUACACAACACAGUUCCGCAAAUCCAGUCUGUUUGUGUUUUGACGUUUUUGUAAAGCGGUUUUCAGACCAUAAGGAAGGACACAGUCAGCAUUCUCCAUCCCGGAUAUACAUAUAAAAAAAACAACAACUCAGGAGUCAAAAUGGCGUCGGACUCUCCACGCAGACCUAGUCGCUGCGCUGGAGGAGUUUUGGUUCGAGCACAAGCUGCCACGGAGCAGUCUUACAUGGAGAGCGUGGUGACCUUUCUGCAGGAUGUGGUCCCCCAGGCAUAUACAGGGGCUCCUCCUACAGAUGAAAAAGAGAAAAUCAUUUGGGUUCGAUUUGAGAAGGCUGACAUCAACGACACUGCACGCAAUCCAGAGUUUAUGGAGAUGCACAGUGGUACCACUGACCCUCCUCUGUGCCUCAUGAUUGGCUACACUGACGGGAUGCAGAUCUGGAGUGUAUCUUUGGCGGGUGAAGCCCAGGAGCUAUUCUCUGUGCGCCAUGGUCCUGUGCGAGCUGCACGCAUUCUGCCAGCUCCUCAUAUCAGUCCUCUGAAGAUGGACAGUUUUGCUGACAAGAGGCCCCUGCUGGGUGUUUGCAAGAGCACAGGGUCCUCUGGGACAAGCCCUCCCUACUGUUGUGCUGACCUGUAUUCUUUACGGACAGGGGAGAUGGUCAAGUCAAUUCAGUUCAAGACACCCAUCUAUGAUCUCCACUGUAACAAACAUAUUCUUGCUGUGAGCCUACAAGAGAAGAUUGCAGCAUUUGACAGCUGCACCUUCACUAAGAAGUUCUUUGUUACAAGCUGCUACCCUUGCCCCGGGCCCAGCCUCAAUCCAAUAGCUCUGGGAAGCCGUUGGCUGGCCUAUGCUGAGAACAAGUUGAUCAGAUGUCACCAGUCUCGUGGAGGGGCUUGUGGAGACAAUGCACAGUCUUACACAGCUACAGUGAUCAAUGCAGCCAAAACUUUAAAGACAGGCUUGACAAUGGUGGGAAAAGUUGUCACCCAGCUGGCUGGUACCCUACCAGCAGGCACUCCAGAUGAAGAGAGCACACCUCACAGCACAAGCCGCCGUAGCCCUCACAACCCUGGUGUUGUCACCAUCAUUGACACACACAGUGUUGGCGAAGGACAGGUCUUGGUGAGUGAGGACUCGGACGGAGAGGGAGUGGUGGCUCACUUCCCAGCUCAUGACAAACCCAUAUCCUGCAUGCAAUUCAACCCCAGUGGAAUGCUGUUGGUGACUGCUGACACCUUGGGCCACGAUUUUCACGUCUUCCAGAUCCUCACCCACCCAUGGGCGUCAUCACAGAGCGCUGUUCACCACCUCUAUACCCUGCAUCGUGGGGAAACUGAGGCCAAGGUCCAGGACAUGUGUUUUAGCCAGGACAGUCGGUGGGUAGCCAUCAGCACCCUUCGUGGCACAACCCACGUAUUUCCUGUCAACCCUUACGGUGGUGCGCCCUGCGCCCGCACGCACAUGUCCCCGCGGGUGGUCAACCGGAUGUCUCGCUUUCAAAAAAGCGCCGGCCUGGAGGAGAUCGAACAGGAGCUGAACAGGGCGGCUGCAUUAGGAGGAGGAGCAGGUGGAGCAGGCAUGGCAGGAGGUGGCUGCAUCCUGGGUGGUGGAGGAGGAGGUAUUGGGGGCCGCUGUAGCCCUAUACCUGGCCUGUCCAGCAGCCCCUCAGGGUCUCCACUGCACGCCAAGCUGAGCAGCCAGGAUUCAUACAACAACUUCACUAAUAACAACAUGGGGAACCCACGACUGUCUCCGCUGCCCAGCCUCACUGUGGUUCUGCCCCUGGCUCAGAUCAAACAGCCCAUGACCCUGGGCACCAUCACCAAACGUACUGGCAAAGCUAAGCCGCCCCCUCAGAUAUCCCCGAGCAAAUCCAGUGGAGGAGAGUUCUGUGUGGCUGCCAUCUUUGCCUCAUCUCGCUCCUGGUUCAUCACCAACCCCAACAUGAAAAGAGAGAAAGAUCAGUCCAGGCAGUCAGUUGUUGACUCACUGUACAUUAUCAGUUGCUACGGUAAUUUGGUGGAGCAUGUCCUGGAGCCUCGACCAGUUAGCACUGCUCAAAAGAUUAGUGAUGACACACCACUGGAGCUCAGCACCUGUCCAAGAGCCUGCUGGACUCUAGCCAGGACUCCACAGUGGAAUGAGCUACAGCCACCCUUCAACUCCAACCACCCCUUGGUGCUGGCCUCAGACUUGGUGCAGUACUACCAGUACCUUCUCGCUGCAAUGCCCCCAGGAAGUCCAGGUCCAAUCACUCGUCACGAGUCAUCAGACAGCCUGGCGUCGGACCACAGUGGCCAGGAGGACGAGGAGUGGCUCUCUCAGGUGGAGAUUGUGACCCAUACGGGUCCUCACCGGCGCCUGUGGAUGGGCCCCCAGUUUCAGUUUAAGACCAUUCAUCCUUCAGGCCAGACCACAGUCAUCUCCUCCUCAUCAUCAGUCCUUCAGUCCCAGGGCCCCACUGAUGUCCAACAGCCUCUUCUGGACUUUGACACAGAUGACCUGGACCUGCACAGCCUGAGGAUCCAGCCGGUACGCUCAGAGCCUGUCAGCAUGCCCGGCUCGUCGCGGCUGGUGCCAGAUCGUAGAGGACAGCCCAACAUCAUGGAUGCUGGAUCAGGUGAGUGCCAUACUUUGAGCUCCAUGACAAUGAAGCACACACUCUUUCUCCUUCUGUUGCUCUGUCACACUGGUUCUCUCUGCCCCCUCCUCAGUUUCGGUGUCAGGCCCUCAACACUCCCACCAAGGGACCCUCCAUUCUGACCCAACACCCUGUCAUUAUUUUAAUCAAAUGCUAUUACCACCACUCUGAGGACAAUUGAGUUUUGUUGAAUGCCCUUUUUCUGCUACCCCUUGCCCCUGGCCCAGCCUGCCCCCCUGCCAACCUACCGCGAAACACUCACACAUAGACAACAACUGUGCUGGACAUGAGUUAAAAGUCUAAAAUUCAAGCAGGCGUGUGGGCAAGAUGUGGGGGGAGUCUGAGAUUGAAAACACAGAUUGCACUGUUCACGAUUCACCAACUUCAUUUCAAUCUCAAGACGGGAGGGUUGCAUUGCUGCAGGGGUGGAGAAUUUGAUUGAAGUGUUGAGGGAUACUCGUGUUUGGCUGGCCUGUCAGAGCCCAGUGCAAACUGUGUCUCUGUGCGGUUUUGGCGUAUCAGCCUGGCGUUCUCUUGGUCUGGAUUUGGGCGAGACUUGAGGGGUCGGGGGUUAAAAGACCAUGUGACGUUGUUGUGGGAUGAGGCGUUGAACUGACCGCUUUUGUGCCCUACGACAAAAAGAUGCUCAGGCCAAAAGCCUGCCUGCUUUUGUCCUCACCCUCCCAUUAAGUUUGCACCACUGCAAAAUAUAAUUUCAGAUCAUUGCAGAAGAAAAGAGAAGAUCAGUUGAGGGUGGGGGGCAGUCUGUGUGUGUGUGUGUGUGUGUGUGUGUGUGAAGGGAGAGAUGCAAGGAGGAGGGGUAGCUGUUGAAUAGCCUCCUGUGUUGUAAUCAGCAGGCUGAGCCCCCCAGGAUGGGGGAAGAAGACCAGGAUAAAGACUGUAAGUGUUCUGAAGAUGUGACCGCCACACCACCGCUUCUUUUGCCUUGUGGGCACUAGGAAAGAAUUCACAGAUCUGUCAUCUGCCAGACAUUACCCCAACACCCCCUCCCCCCACCUCCACCCCUUUUCUCACGUGCACACACACAUACACACGUGCACACACGCACACACACACACAAACACAUCCCUGUUCUUCCUCCAGCCAUCCUCAGGAUUCCUUCCUGUAACUUUGGGUGACUCCUGCCCCAGACCAGACACACAAUAACCUCGCGGAUCCCUCAGUAGCCCCCUCCUGGUGUGAGAGGACUUAGCCAGUGUCUCAGAAACUUAUGACUUGCCUUCAGGUAGACUGCAAGUGUGUGUAAACGAGAAAGAGGUCAGGUUAGAAGUCAGGGAGGAGCACUGAGGAUGCUUUUUCUGCACAAUGCACUCCAGCAAGAAGGCAGUGUAAACAUACACACCAACGGGGUGGGGGAAUUCCUCAUGCAUGGUUACUAACCAAACAUGAAAUGUUUAUGUUGUCUGUGUAUAGGAGGGUGUGUGGAUAUGCAUGCUCGAGAAAAACAAGGGACAAGAUUGACUCUGAUCCGCAUGUGGUGCCUCCCACCGUUUCAUGUAUUCUUGCAUCACAGUGUGGCAGGGAGGGCGGCUGCCAUCCCCUGACCAAAGAUAUGGAUAUUGAACAGGACAAGACAUUAACAUUUCACCAGCACCUUUCUUCCCCUCUUCGUUUUCUCACCCUCGCUCUCCUUUCUUUUGACAUGGCGCUGGCAUUCCCCAGAGUUGUAGCACACUCACAGUGUGCUGGGGGAAGUGCCACAAGCUGGAGGCACAGCCACAUAGUGAUGGGAGAAAGAACAAAGUGAGUUGAAGAGAGAUAUCUUUGCAAUAGAAAAUGUGCAGCCUUCAUGUGGUGGAAAAGCCUCAGGCAGCCUGCUGUAACCCGGGGUAUUUGCCUUUGUGACGGCUUUUAAGUGCACUGUUUCUCCACCCUCAUACACCCCCUUUCACACAUUGCCUUUAAUGAUUUGUACUCUAACAUGCAAAAUGUGUCUGAGUCAAAAACUGAAAUAACAAAACUCUCACAAGCUGAGCAACAGAAAGGUUGUGCCAACAUUACUUUUAGUGUACCUCUAAUGUACUUUUGUUCUUUCUGAAUGAUUUUUGGUGUUGUUUAUUUUUUGCUGAUUUGUAGCUUAUGUUGUCACGUUUACCACUAGAGGUGGUACAAAAUUACUGAUACACUUACUGCAGUAUUUUUCUUUUGUGGCUGCGAUUCACUUUUUGUUGUGUUUGAACCCCCAAAUGUUAUGUAACAGUUUUGCAAUCUACAUUAUCUUCAGCCAUUUUACUCUUUCAUCCCAGAAAGUAUAUAUAUGAACAAGUACAUUGAAUCGUAACCCCUUUUUAGUGAUACUUUUUAACCUUUAAUAACCUAGCAAAGUGUUGAGACUGUAAGAGAAAGACUAUUCAAGGACUGAGCUGGAGAAAUGCUACAGUUGCCCAGAAAUAACAGGGUCCAGGCUGCCUUUGUUGCUGUUGCUUCAUUUCAUUCAGUUUCUUAAUAAAAGACUAGAGGUAGUUAAGGACAGAAAUAGGAUGUGCUCUACCCAGCCCUGACCAUCAGCGCUGCUUUCUUUGAGCAUGACAUUAACACCCAGUGUACAUAUGUUAAGAGCCCUCUCAGAAAGUACAGUGUGCGGUCGGAGCAAGGGAUUUGUUCAAAUUAGGCUCUUAAAGAUCAUGUAACAUAAGUGGAAACAAAUGUGAACGCCUCUGCCAUGUUAUUCUUCCGAUGCUCCGCCAAAGCCCUGGGCUUCAAGACAGUUCACGUCUCAGCUACAGAGUGAAGUUGAGGCAGAAAAAGACUCAAGUUUUUGUUAUUUUUUUAUUCUUUUUUCGGUGUUACACUCCUUGCUUGUUUUAUGAGACACCUAGGAGUGUUUAGAGAAGCUUGGCUCUCAGGCCCCCAUAAUACAGCCUCUGAGAGUGUGUAGGAGGGCCAAGUUAUGCCUAAUGCGCAAUGUCCAUUGAGUCGUCUGUUAUACAUGGUAAUGAAUGGUGGUCAGAGAAACAGUGUCCUGUAUCAAAGAGCUGAACUAACAUGCCUUUCUCACGGAGCCGGAGAAGUGGCCCUUUGUCACGGCGAACGCCUGCUAUCGACUCCCAGCAUCUCGCAAAAUAUGCCCCAUUGUUGGAGAAGGCCAACUCCGUUUACAACUCAGAACCGACAGCAUUCCUGAAGUCAGCAACACCAACCCCUCCUCCUAUAACUUCCAAGAGUGACGGCAAUGAAUUACAUUUACUUUCACCCCGUGAGAUUGAGUAUCUUUUUGUGUAAUUUUACUUAAUUGAGAAUUGAUUUUAGUUACUCCACUUGCGUAUUCUUUGGCUUGAGUAUUUUGCUCUACAUCACUUGUAUCUAUUAUAUUGUAUCUACUUCAAGAAUAAAU